Microthlaspi erraticum is the source of this 690-nucleotide messenger RNA. Lineage: Eukaryota; Viridiplantae; Streptophyta; Magnoliopsida; Brassicales; Brassicaceae. The record is from the annotation of a GenBank genome assembly.
AUGAAGAGGCCACUUGUACCACGCUCAUCCCCAUUCCCAAAUGCAUCGGUCAAAGUAGCUCGCAGAAGGAUGGAGCAUGUUGCUCAGUAUUCACAGAACAAUGUGAUGCCUAUGCCUCAUCAUCCAGCGUUGUACAGCAUCGAUGGAGCCUCUUCACCGGAAGCAGCUGUGAAGGCAUUUUGGGAUAACCAAAGGGCUGAGCUACAAAACUUGACAGGGUUCAAUAUCCAACAUAGUUUUUCCCUAUGUAGGGUCAAAAGGGUUUUGAAAGCCCAACCUGAAGUCAGGAUGGUAAGCGGUGAUGCUCCUGCUUUGUUUUCGAAAGCAUGUGAGUAUUUUGUUCUUGAGCUAACACUACGAGCUUGGGUACGGACUCAAGCUUGCACCCGUCAGACAAUCCAGGGUUGCGAUUUUGUUGAGGCUUUAAAAAAAUCCGAAACUUAUGGCUUCCUUGUCAAUCGUGUUCAUUUUGGACCGUGUUGUGCCAUACAUCAGGGUGUGCUAGAACAUGCAGAACCUGAGCAUGUGUUGCCUCGUGCCGAAAUGAUGUUGCCGGACAUGAAUGUUCCGUUCGAUAUGAACCAAAUUGAGCAGGAGAAUGUGAUUGCCGAGCCCUUUAACAAUAAAAAAGGGUUUGACUUUGACCUCAACACUAUCUACAGUGAGCAUGAUUCUGAUGGAAGCUACUGA